Molecule: messenger RNA, 1692 nt
Organism: Diospyros lotus (date-plum)
Lineage: Eukaryota; Viridiplantae; Streptophyta; Magnoliopsida; Ericales; Ebenaceae
Exons: 8
Coding region: 205-1530 (441 amino acids)
Biological process (GO): vesicle budding from membrane; late endosome to vacuole transport via multivesicular body sorting pathway
Cellular component (GO): multivesicular body; ESCRT III complex; cytoplasmic side of plasma membrane
Source: RefSeq, a predicted model, not a curated record
ACGAGAGCGCCAAAUCAAGAGAUGAUUUUGAACCCGACGUGCUGCUGAUUGGAAUGAAUGAGCAUGAGAAAGGGAGAGAGUAUUAUAUAACGGUCGGAAAAAGUGAGGGAGGGAGGGAGUUGUUUGCGUGCAACAUGUUAUAUGCAUAUGGGCUGUUGUAGGAGGUGAACAAGCAUAUAAUUGAACAAAGAAAAAAGGUGGAAAAUGGCGGAUGAUAUGUCAUCGUCGUCGGCGAUUGUGUCGCGGAGAGUUGGGGAAUUUAUAAGGAAGGAGGUGGCUGAUUGGGACGAUGUGGUGAUGGCCACUGCAAGAUUCAAGGCGUUUAGUGGACAGAGGUCCGAUUGGGAGCCCAGGUACACUUUCUGGAGAGAUUUGAUCCUUAAGGUCGCCACCCACCUCGGCAUCUUCCGCCUUCAUCCUUCCCAGAUAAGAAACAUUUGGUUCAAUCGAGGAGGCCUCGCUCCUUUAUGCCUUGACCGCGUCUUGCUUGAAAUGUAUAAUGCUGGUGAUAUUCUAAAAAGAAAUGAUUUUUCUGAUCCAACAAGUGGACGACUCUUCCAAAUUUUCAAAAGGGCAGUGCAUCUAGUGGGUUUAUCCAGAUCAUCAAGUCAAAUAGACAUCAUGGAUGACCAUCUCAUUCUCUUGCCGCUAUUGAAGGCUAAAGCUGCUGAAGUUGUCAAACUUAUAUCUGAAACUCAAUGGACUUCUUCAUGCAUCAUUACAAUGAAGAAGUUCCAAGAAAUUUGUGGAGGUUCUGAGGAAGCAUCUGUCAUUUUGAGUUACUUGUCAAGAUCCAAAAAAAUGCAGUAUCUUGCAAUCAACAAGAGUGAAUUGUUGGAGGGUGUGAAAGUCUCUCUCUCGCCAGAAGCAGUUUCUAGAAUCACAAGUCUGGAUUAUGAUGUUCUGCAUUUGAUUUCUACAGCAGAAAAACUUAAACUACAGCUUGAUGUGGUCAACAAACGUUGGGAAAUGUCAAGAAAAUUAGCUUUAGCUUCUCUACAAUCUGAGAACAGAAAAAUUGCUUUGAAACAUGCAAGGGAAUUAAAGUUAGCCUCUGAAAGUAGAGAAAAAUGCACUGCACUCCUGAACCGAGUGGAGGAAGUCCUCAGAAUCCUUGAGGACGCUGAAUCUUCAAAAAAGGUGUCUGAAGCCAUCCAAAUUGGUGCACAAGCAAUGAAGGAAAACAGGAUCAAUGUGGAAGAGAUUCAUCACUGUCUGCAAGACCUUGAGGAGAGCAUUGAAUCGCAGAGGCUGGUCGAGAAUGCCCUAGAAUCAACUUCAUUAUACACAGGAGUGGAAGAUGAAGAGGUAGAAGAUGAGUUAAAUAAGCUGGAGUUGGAAGUGGGGAGUGUUUCCUCCACAUCCGAAGUUGCGGCCAAUGGUGCAAGGAGGGUAGAAGAAACAGAGGAUCAGGAGAUUGCAGGAUCAAUGCUAAAUGAUGCCUUGUCCAAUCUUAGCCUUGUGGAUGAUGAUUCUGUGGACCCUACCAGAAGUAAUUUAUCAAAAAGUGUUCAACUUGAAGCUCAGUAGCCAGAUGAUACUUUUGGUUUUAGAAAACCCAUGAAUCAGACCCUAUCAGAUUUGCUAACAGCUUGACUUUAGAACUAUAUGUGUUUAUGACAAAAAGAAAAACAACAUAUAUAGGAAACAGAGCACUUUGUCAUUCCUAAUGUAAAAAAUGUUGUGUGUGUG